Didymodactylos carnosus is the source of this 360-nucleotide messenger RNA. Lineage: Eukaryota; Metazoa; Rotifera; Eurotatoria; Philodinida; Philodinidae. The record is from the annotation of a GenBank genome assembly.
AUGCAACAGACGCGAGAAAACAACAAACAUGAUUUGAAAGAUACAUGGUAUGGUAAAUUUUUAUCGAAAGAAAAUGAAACAACGUUUACUCUUACGCUGAACACUGAUGGUAUUCAAAAACAUAAAAUGCGUUCGGACAGUGGUCUAUGGCCAUUUAUAUUCAUGAUAAAUGAACUACCUUUUCCACAAAGAAGAUACGUCGAAAAUAUUUUGUUAGCUGGUAUUAUUCGAGCAAAAACUAGUCCAUCUAACAAGAUGGUACAAAUUUGUUUACGUUUAAUUAUCGAUCAUUUAUUCUUGUUAGAAGAUGGGCAACCAUUUUAUGUAAUAGAUCUUGAUGAGCAAGGUGGAAUUGAAUAG